Messenger RNA from Onthophagus taurus, 1155 nucleotides. RefSeq lists its product as uncharacterized. The record is from RefSeq and is a predicted model, not a curated record. Lineage: Eukaryota; Metazoa; Arthropoda; Insecta; Coleoptera; Scarabaeidae.
AAGAAACAUAACCUAUAAAAGUUGUAUACAUUGCAUUAUUCUCUGAUUAUAUUUUGAUUAAUCAUUUUUAUAUAACAUUAGUAAAUAAAUUAAUAAAAUGUUUACUUCUUCUUUUGAUAAACAUAGUUAUGUGAAAUAUUGUCAAUGGAAAUCAACGGAUUAUCUCCCUUCUGAUAAAAAACUCGCAGAAGUUGAAUCAAUAUUCAAGAAACAACUUUCAGAUAGCUUAGACAAUUACCGAAGAUGUAGAUUAGAAAACUUAUUCUUUGAGUGUGUAUUAAACAUUUCAAAUAUACAGUUUGAAAUCCACAACAAAUUAUUAAAAUAUAAACGUGAACAGUUUAUAAAAACAAUAUUAAAUAAGAAUAUCAACCAAAUUUCAGAGCGCUUAUUAAAUAAAGUAUCUCAAAUUUUAUUAGUUAAAACCGGAAGUGAUUUAAAACCGAUUUUUAUUGAGCCAAAAUUUGGUUUGGGAACUGAUUGUCUUUCAUCCCAUGAAAUAACGUCGUUUAAACAAUUAUUUUUAAGUAUUGAAAUGCAAAAUAACACCACAACAACAUCGUUAAGGAACGAAACGAUCGAUUCAAUUUGGAUUUGUUGUUUAUUUAAAACAGUUUUGGAAAUUCUCAUUGAAACUGAUUAUGGAAAACAAAUUGUUGUAGAAGAAGUUAAAUCAAUUAUAUUAAGUCCUGAUGAAAAUUUAAAACAGGAUAAUCAUAUAAAAGAUGAAUUGCAGAACAAAGAUAAUAAAAUAACUAAAAAUGUUUAUAAACAGUAUAUUUAUUUUGCGGAGCAUCAAGGAUUCCAACCAGUUUUAGAUUUAAGUUGUUCAUUAAAUGGAGAUGAAAUAAUUCUUGGGGUUAAUUUGCCGAAAAAGCCGAAUGUUUCAAAUAUUCUUGGUUUGGAGGUUUAUGCCCUUGAUGGAAGCGUAUUUACGGUGGAUUUAAGUAAUUGGUCGAGAUUGUAUAUGAAAGAUAUUAAUAAAGAUACCGAGUUUCCAAUUGUAAUAUAUUUAAGGGAGUUUCCAAAAUUAGUUAGGUUACAUUUUUUGGUUCGAUUUCUUUUGUGCUAUAAAGGGGAAACGAUGGAAGGUCCUCUGAGUAAUACUGUUAGUUGCACUUUAAAAUGAUUAUUAAAUAAAUAAAAAGAAAAAUG